Messenger RNA from Oryctolagus cuniculus (rabbit), 4945 nucleotides. NCBI's taxonomy places the organism in Eukaryota, Metazoa, Chordata, Mammalia, Lagomorpha, Leporidae. The record is from RefSeq and is a predicted model, not a curated record.
UAUGAACCAAUACGCCUCCUUUUAAAAAACCUUUGCCUCAGAGUAGGCAUCACAUUUACAUGUUUACAUCUUAAAUAUUUACAUAUUUUCAUUUCUUCUGUUUUUUUUUUUUUUUUUUUCCUUCCUAGAAUGCUUUUUUCUUUUACCCUGUACUUGUAAGGCCUGGUCCUCAAAGGAUGAGCAGUCCUAAGUACCUUGUUCAACACUUCUGUGCUGGGUCAGGCUUGUGGCACAGCAGGUUAAGCUGCCACUUGGGAUGUCCACAUCCCACAUCAGAGUGCCUGAGAUCAGGUCCUGCCUUUGCUUCCAAUUCAGCUUCCUGCUAAUGUGCACUCAGAGCUGGAGAGAGAUGCCAAAGGCCAGUACUUGUUUGACCUUCUUUGCCACCACCUGAACCUACUUGAGAAAGACUAUUUUGGAAUCCGCUUUGUGGACCCAGAUAAGCAGCGGCAUUGGUUGGAGUUUACCAAGUCCGUGGUGAAGCAGCUGAGAUCCCAGCCUCCAUUCACCAUGUGCUUCCGUGUGAAAUUUUACCCAGCAGACCCUGCUGCCCUGAAAGAAGAAAUAACCAGGUAUUUAGUCUUCCUACAGAUCAAAAGGGAUCUCUACCAUGGCCGCCUCCUCUGUAAAACGUCGGAUGCUGCCUUGUUAGCGGCUUAUAUCCUUCAAGCGGAAAUUGGAGAUUACGACCCAGGGAAACACCCUGAAGGCUACAGCUCCAAGUUCCAGUUUUUCCCUAAACACUCAGAAAAACUGGAAAGGAAAAUUGCUGAGAUUCACAAGACAGAACUCAGUGGCCAAUCACCAGCAACAUCGGAGCUGAACUUCUUAAGAAAAGCGCAGACAUUGGAGACAUAUGGAGUGGACCCUCACCCAUGCAAGGAUGUGUCAGGAAAUGCUGCCUUUCUGGCCUUCACACCUUUUGGGUUUGUGGUUCUUCAAGGAAACAAGAGGGUCCACUUCAUUAAAUGGAAUGAGGUGACCAAGCUGAAAUUUGAAGGGAAAACUUUCUAUUUAUACGUAAGUCAGAAAGAGGAAAAGAAAAUUAUUCUCACAUAUUUUGCACCCACUCCAGAAGCCUGCAAGCACCUCUGGAAAUGUGGAAUUGAGAACCAAGCCUUCUACAAGCUGGAGAAGUCGAGCCAAGUCCGCACGGUGUCAAGCAGCAAUUUAUUCUUUAAAGGGAGCCGGUUCCGAUACAGCGGGCGAGUCGCAAAGGAAGUCAUGGAGUCGAGUGCCAAGAUCAAACGGGAACCACCAGAAAUACACAGAGCCGGGAUGGUUCCCAGCCGGAGCUGUCCCUCCAUAACGCACGGCCCGCGGCUGAGCAGUGUCCCCAGGACCCGCAGGAGAGCCGUCCACAUCUCCAUCAUGGAAGGCCUGGAGUCCCUGCGGGACAGCGCCCAUUCUACCCCCGUGCGUUCCUCCUCCCACGGGGACACCUUCCUGCCUCACGUGAGAAGCAGCCGGGCAGACAGCAACGAGCGGGUGGCCGUGAUCGCAGACGAGGCCUACAGCCCUGCCGACAGCGUGCUGCCCACCCCAGUGGCCGAGCACAGCCUGGAGCUGCUGCUGCUCUCCCGGCAGGUCAACGGCGCGACCUGCAGCAUCGAGGAGGAGAAGGAGUCUGAGGCCAGCACCCCCACUGCUUCAGAGGUGGAGGCCCUCCGAGGAGAGCUCAGGGCCCUGUGUCAGGGGCACGGCGGGCCGGAGGAGGAACAGGUGAAUAAGUUUGUUUUAAGUGUCCUCCGUUUGCUCCUUGUGACCAUGGGACUCCUCUUUGUUUUGCUCCUCCUCCUGAUCAUCCUUACCGAGUCUGACCUUGACAUUGCCUUUUUCCGCGAUAUCCGCCAGACCCCCGAGUUUGAACAAUUCCACUAUCAAUACUUUUGUCCCCUCAGGCGAUGGUUUGCCUGCAAAAUCCGCUCAGUGGUGAGCCUGCUCAUUGACACCUGAGAAGGCAUGACUCCUCCCCCAAACUAGCCAGGUGGACCCAGGAGCCCGGCUACCGUUCCCAGCAAUGGGACCCAUCGCGGAACCAUCGGCACACACACCAGGUCCUCCUCUCAUGACAGAGUCCACCGCAGCCUAGGAGGGUUGUUUCUCAGAAGAAAGGGACAGGCUCACGCCCUGUCAACCCAGCUGGGAAACUCAUUUUCUUCAGAGGGUCUUUCAAGAAGGCUCAGCAGUUCUGGUUCUCAUCCUUCGAUCUGCAGGAUAAUUUUUGGUUUUGAAUUUUGAGUUUUCAUAGAUGUGUAUUAUUUUGAAAAGUAUCAAAUAAAAAUAAUUUAUUUUGCUACUACUGGUGAUCACAGAAGUGUCGCCCAGCAGGUGGGGGCCCGAGUUGGAGACUAGAGAGCUUUGUCCUGGUGCUCCCUGGAGCAGGGACACUCGCAGGGGCGGGGUAGGCCAGGGGUCUGCACAGCGGGGACUGCCCAGGUUUCCCUGCCACACAGAACUCUUACAGCAGUCACCAUCCGUGGAGAAUGAUUAAAUGGAAAGUUGCUUCUUAUGAUGGUCUGAGUUGGAUUUUCUUUUGUUUUUCCAAAUCUGAGCAGAGAAGGGACCACCGCUUCAGCAGCAGCAGCAGGGGUGGGGUAAGUCUGUCCCCUUAGACCGGAGCCUAGUGGGCAGCACCGGGAGUUGUCUAUAAUGAACUUAGACUUCUGUGACUUUUUUUUUCUUCUGAAGAACCUCAAGACUUUUAUAGUGCUCCAGGGGCGUUAGUGCCACAGACCGUGCUGUCAGAACUGCUGGACAAAGUGUAGCCAACAGAAACCAGAGCUGAGUUACCUGAGAGACUGGGAAUUCACAGAGCAGUGCUUAUUUUGUACACAAUGCCCCCACCCCCGCAAAAAAGACCAAUUUAUAUUUUAACAAAAUGUUAUUUUCUUAUCAAUUCAUAUUUUGUUCUUACUUUACAAAUUAAGAAAAUAGAACCUGAUGAACUAAGUGAUUCAAGAAAGAAACCAACCCUGAGAAUGAAAAGCUUCAGAAAAUAGAAUUCCAUGGUCAAUGAGCAGCCUUGGAAGGGACCAGGAAAACAAUCUCCUUAAAUAGGAUUUCCAAGAGAUGCCUACGAAAGACAAAAGGUGAACAUGGCAGAGACCAGCACUUAGAUGUAGAAAUGCUGCCCCCUAGGGUCACUCGCUGCAUCAGCAAAAGAAGUUCUAGGAAAGCCCUUGCCCGCCUUGCUGGCGGAGGCCUGGAAGGUUGUGUGAGCUCCGAACUCCUUAAAGCAAUCACACACGAGAUCUUGUUUUCAUCUCAGGGAGAGAUUUCUAGGUCAUCUGGGGCCUGAGGAUUGAUUUAAGGAUGGGCAGGGGACUUAUUCCUGAGACCCACACUACAGUGGAGCAGCUGUGAUGUCUGAAAGCCCCAAACACAGAAGAGAAUGAGUCACUUGUAGAUUCUGUGUCCUGAGAUGGCAAAACCAUGUCUAUUUAGAAUAGAUAGUAGCUGUGGAAUAGUCAGGGGGAAGAGAGGAUUUGCAAAAUUGUAAAGGAAGAUGCCCUUCCAUCUGCACCAGAGGUCAGCGAACUUCUUUCAAAGUGCCAGAGAGGAACCAGUGUCUUGCUUUGGUUUUGCGGGCCAUACUCUGGCACAACGACUCAUCUCUGCCAUCAUAGCACAAAAAUGGCCAUAGCUGAUAUGUAAAUGAAGGAGCAUGGCUGUGUUCCAAUCAGACUUUACAAAAUCAGUUGGUGAGCCGAAUCUGGCCUGCAGGCCAUAAUAAGUUAGCUCUGAGCUAGACAAUAGAGCUGGUCCUUGCCAAUAUGGCGGCGGCGGCAGCAGAUCAGCUGCACUUCCCAGCCAGCGGGAAAGACCGAGGACCCUCCCCAGUGGAGACAUCAGAGUUGCUUGUUUAACGGGUGCUCAACCAACCAACCAGCAAAGAGAUGUUCGAUGCCAGGAGGAGCAAGAUCAAGUACCGGAAUGCUAAAACAAGACCAAAGCUAAGAAGGCAAGAGGGCCUGUCUGGUCAUUUCCAUACCAGCAAAAAUCUGCAUGGAAUUACAAACAUCUAUUGACCAAGUGACAAGACAAACAGAGGGAGAUCCUGGUGAAGGUUAGGGAUCACUUAAGACCUGCGAGCCACUGCCACUGGUCAUCUAAGAGCCAAGGCUUGAUUUAGCAUGGACUAAAGUGAAAAACAGACCCACAGAUGAAAAGGCUGUUAGGAAACAGGGGGCUGGUGUGAACCUGGACAUGGACUUGUCUUAUGCAACAUAGCAGAUUACCUUUUAGUGUAGUGCUCCUACCUCAGUCUGUAGAAUACCGUGUUUCUAUGCAGUGAGUGACAGCCUCGACUCUGACCUUUCAUACUCACAGUAGGGAGAGAUGCAGUAUCCUAUUUCCUGGUGUGUUCCUCGUGUCCAGAGUCAACAGUACAGCCGUCCGUACCAUUCCCAAAGCUCAAUUUUGCUCUCUGAACAAACUUUAGGAUUUUUUUCCAGGGUUUAGCCCAGAAAAUGUGGAAAGAAAAGUUUCCCUCAAUUUGCUUUCAAAUAGAACUUGAAUAAGAAACUUUCUUUGUUGGUGACUAGUCUAUUUUUUUGGUCUCUCCCCACCAUUAAAAGUCAUUCAAGUUUUUAACCUGGUUUUACUGUGUUCUAUGUCUCUCAUUUUUCUCUCAAAAAUUAUAGUUUUAGAUCAUUGUAGAAAAAGCAAUGGUUUUCACAGCUUCAUCUAUCAGAAGAAAUAAAACUCUUACUAAAGAAUAGUGUACUGCAUCUUUAAGCAGUAGAAGGUUAAACUACCUGCAAAUGUGAAUUUCUUAGUUUCAUUAAAAAUAUAUAGUUGUUAACCUUUCGUGUGCCAAAACUCUAAGUUACAUUUUCCUUCAAAGCAAUGUACUUUUUUCUACACAUGUAGUUGUAGUUAGCAUAAAAAUCAUUGGUGCCAUGGAGAUUAUUUUUAAACUUAAAUAAAUAUUUAAAUAUCA